CAGAGAUAUUGAAUGUAGUUGUCCUUAUUUCCAGAUGAGAAGAGAAGUACGACCCGAACGGGUUCCGCGACGCGCUUGUGCAGGGGCUCGAGCGCGCCGGCGGCGACCUGGACGCCGCGUACAAGUUCCUAGACACCGCCGGCUCCAAGCUCGACUACCGCCGCUAUGGCGAGGUCAUAUUCGACGUGCUCAUCGCGGGCGGCUUGCUGCUGCCCGGUGGGUCGGUGUCGAUGGACGGCGACACGCCGAAGACCAGCAUGUGCAUAUUCGCCGCUAAUGAGGACAUGGACACCAUGCGCAACUUCGAACAGGUAUUCGUGAAACUGAUGCGUCGGUACAAAUACCUCGAGAAGAUGUUCGAGGAAGAAAUGAAAAAGGUCUUGGUGUAUCUGAAGGGUUUCGAGCCUCUUCAGCGCAUCAAACUGGCGCGCAUGACCGCGCUGUGGAUCGGUAACGGUUGCGUGCCGCCCGCCGUGCUGUUGGUGCUGGUCAAUGAGCAUCUCCUGAAGGACAACCUGGCGCUGGAGUUUGUCCUGGAGGUGUUCACCACAGUGAAGCAGGAGCGCGGCGUCGCCUCGCUCAUCGCGGCGCUGCGACGAGGACAGCUUGAAGGCAGACUGCUGGAGUUCCUGCCGCUGAACCGGCGCAGCGAGGAGGCGCUGGCGGCGUCGUUCGGCGCGCGCGGGCUGGCCGAACUGCUGCGCCUGCACCGCGCGCAGGCCUCGCAGGAGGCGCGCCGCGACCUCACCGCCGCGCUGCAGGACGACCUCGCCGACGACAAGCCUGUGCGCGACCUCAUACAGGACCUGCGCGACAUGGCGCACAAACACGCCAUACCCGACCACGAGGUCAUCGCCAUCAUCUGGCAGUGUGUGAUGUCCCGCAGCGAGUGGAACAAGAAGGAGGAGCUGCUGGCCGAGCAGGCUGCGAAACACUUGCGCCAGUACACGCCGCUGCUGGAGGCGUUCGCGCAGUCCGCCAAGGCUGAACUGGCGCUGCUGACCAAGGUACAAGAGUACUGCUACGAGAACAUGAACUUCAUGCGCGCGUUCAGCAAGCUGGUGGUGAUGCUGUACAAGACUAAUGUACUGUCGGAGGAGGUGAUCCUCAAGUGGUACCGCGAGCCUAACUCCACCAAGGGCAAGAUGAUGUUCCUCGACCAGAUGAAGAAGUUCGUCGAGUGGCUGCAGAGCGCCGAGGAAGAGUCCGAGAGCGGCGAAGACGAUGAUUAGUUUAAGAGCAGCGAGUGAGACUGACAACAGACACCCCAUGCAUAAUGUUUCCAACACAGACAGACGCGCGCCCCACAAUAAUAAUGUAUAAUAAUAAAGUAAACGUUGAGCUGCAAGAGGCGGCGCGCGACACCUUUUCUACAGCUGUAUAGUAUUCAUGUCGACUUACAUGCAACAAUGAAUUCAAACCUAAAAUAUUUUUUAUUCAAUUUUUUUAGUAAAAUUCCAAUAAAUGGUGGUAACACGC
This is a messenger RNA of Manduca sexta (tobacco hornworm), 1479 nucleotides long. RefSeq names its product protein krasavietz-like. The coding region runs from base 231 to 1232 and encodes 333 amino acids. Gene Ontology annotation, molecular function: protein binding. The record is from RefSeq and is a predicted model, not a curated record. Gene Ontology annotation, cellular component: cytoplasm; membrane. The transcript is spliced from 9 exons. NCBI's taxonomy places the organism in Eukaryota, Metazoa, Arthropoda, Insecta, Lepidoptera, Sphingidae.